Molecule: messenger RNA, 192 nt
Organism: Ilex paraguariensis (yerba mate)
Lineage: Eukaryota; Viridiplantae; Streptophyta; Magnoliopsida; Aquifoliales; Aquifoliaceae
Source: the annotation of a GenBank genome assembly
AUGAGGAUGUUUGCUUGGAACUUGGCUGACUUCUGUGUCGUCGAUGGGCCGAUCGCCGAAGCGCGUGACUACCUAGUGAAAAUGAUGGAGGUUUUCGACUACGUGUCCCCGGAAGAGCUGAUUGAAAGUGUGGACUCCUGUUCGGGUGGUGAUCCAGCAGAAGACAUAGAGAUUAUCGAUGUUUCUGAUUAA